AUGUCUGGCGGAUUGCGGAUGGAUCAGGUCUCUUCCGAUACUCGUAGCCCCAACCCGCAGACCGGUGAUGCCGAUCAGCUCAUUCCCACCGCCAUCGUUAUCAAGAAUAUCCCCUUCGCCAUCAGGAAAGAGACUUUGGCUCAGCUGAUGACGGAUCUCCAUCUGCCUCAGCCUUAUGCCUUCAAUUAUCACUUCGAUGGGGGCAUCUUCCGCGGGCUCGCCUUUGCCAAUUUCCAGUCUCCCGAAGAUACUCGUCUCGUAAUAGAAACCAUGAAUGGCCUUGAGGUACACGGUCGGAAACUGCGCGUCGAGUAUAAGAAGAUGCUCCCAGAAGCUGAACGGGAGCGCAUUGAGCGGGAGAAGAGGGAGCGUCGGGGACAGUUGGAGGAGCAGCAUCGCGGUCCCGUCCUCCAUCAACAGCCUUCUCUCCAGACCCUCUCUAGGCGAGAUGCAGGCUACGAUCGACACUUGAAUGACCCAAUCACCUUGCAACACUACACCGAGCUUACCUUGUUUCGCCGGGAUGAAAGCCGGGAGAUCCUCAUCUUCCCCUCGAGCGUCAGCCCCGAGGAACGCCGCCAAAUUCACAUCCUGGCCCACUACAUGGGCUUGGAGCACCGCUCCGUUGGUGAUGCCGACUCUCGACAAAUCCAAGUCAUCAAGCCCCAUGUGCCGUCUCCCACCAGCCAGGCCCACACCGGUACCUCUGUUAGCCUCGACCUCCACCGUCGCGGUUUGAGCCGUGCCGCGACCUUUGACUUUGCCGCGGACCGGGAUUCGCGCGGUGCCGCCGGCGGGUAUCCUCACGCCAUUGGACGCCAGGGCCCGACGCUCGAGCUGCCUGGUAGCCCCGACACGGUGGCCAUUCCCAACAACCUCCGGACGGCGAAGAGCUUUGCGGACCUGAGGUCUUUCAGCCCUAGCCCCUCGCACUCUUCCUCGAGCUACUUGAACCCUUCUACCGGAAUGGGUGGUCUCCCGAGCUCUUCCCUGGCGCGCCUUGGCGACUAUACAGGUAACGCCGCUAGCCAAGGCUCGAACGAAGCGAACGUGCUCGCCAGCACCCUCAGCAGCCUGAACCUCGGUUCUUUCGAGUCCAACGCGGCUACUUCGCAAAACCGAAGCACCCCCGGUGCCAUUGGUAGCCACCGGCCAAGCGCGAACGGAUCGUCGAGCCGUGCCGCCCCCGACCGCCAGCCUAGGGGCCCGGAGUGGGAGGCAGCCUCGGGAUUCUCGGGCCGCAGUCGCGUCAACGGGCACAUGCAGAGGGGAAGUGGUGAGUUCGCCCCAGGCGCCUCGGUCGAGAUGUAA
Molecule: messenger RNA, 1311 nt
Organism: Parascedosporium putredinis
Lineage: Eukaryota; Fungi; Ascomycota; Sordariomycetes; Microascales; Microascaceae
Source: the annotation of a GenBank genome assembly